CGCAGUUGGGCGACGUUUGCACAUCACUCGUGAUGCGAGUUACAUUUCUGGUUGCGAUUCUCUGGGCUUCACUUUUACAAGUGCCAUGCCAACAACAAUGCAGAUGCGUGGCCGACGUUUCGAUGUGCGACUAGCCAUGGUGAAUGGGUCGCUGUUGACAUGCCACUGCCUGCAGGCAGAUGGCCCGGAGCGGAUGGUCAGCUGGCAGCAUGGUGCCGACUGCUUGUGUGAACCUCUGAAGUGUGCCUAUGGAAGAGAUUGCAAGGAAGCGGCUCCACCUGUAGAACGAAAAUGGUGUCGCAGAUGUAAAGAAAAAUACAUUUUUGACAACAAAGCAAGGGAGUGCGAGAAGAUUUGGUGGCCAGGAGGCUGUGAAACUUGCAACCUCUUUAAGAGCUACAGGGAAUGCAUAUGGAGGUGUUCGCCACCAAAGCGGAACAUCAGUUGGUGGCCUUGGGGACGUUGAGCGGGCUGUGGAAUGCGAAUGCGUAGUCAACUCAUUGCAUUUUCUUAAUUUUUUUCAAUACUCUGGUCCUGUAUCCUUGUAGUGUGUUAUCCUUGUAGCUUGAAGUCUGUUGUUCUUCCAGCGUCAUUAAAACAGGUGUUUGUGUGUUA
Messenger RNA from Dermacentor andersoni, 615 nucleotides. RefSeq lists its product as uncharacterized. Gene Ontology annotation, molecular function: serine-type endopeptidase inhibitor activity. The record is from RefSeq and is a predicted model, not a curated record. NCBI's taxonomy places the organism in Eukaryota, Metazoa, Arthropoda, Arachnida, Ixodida, Ixodidae.